Molecule: messenger RNA, 615 nt
Organism: Vollenhovia emeryi
Lineage: Eukaryota; Metazoa; Arthropoda; Insecta; Hymenoptera; Formicidae
Product: cyanelle 30S ribosomal protein S4-like
Exons: 1
Coding region: 1-615 (204 amino acids)
Biological process (GO): positive regulation of translational fidelity; translation
Cellular component (GO): small ribosomal subunit
Molecular function (GO): rRNA binding; structural constituent of ribosome
Source: RefSeq, a predicted model, not a curated record
AUGACAACUGUUAUCACUAGAAAGUAUAGGAUUAGCCGUAGACUUGGUGUAAAUUUAUGGGGUAGAGCUAAAGACCCAGUAAACAAAAGGAAAUACCCUCCAGGUCAACAUGGUAUUCUUGGAUUCAAGAAGUUAUCCGACUUUGGUAAGCAGUUUGCUGCGCAUAAGAAAUUUAAGUUUUACUAUGCGAUUUCAAGUAAGCAGCUCAGACGUACAUUUUUAGAUGCUUAUAACAGAAUGGGUUAUACGGCUGAUAAUUUUAUCGGUAUUUUAGAAUCAAGGCUCAGUUCUGUUUUAUACCACUCUAGUCUUGUGCCAACAAUUUAUGCAGCGAAGCAGCUCAUAUCUCAUAAGCACGUUACAGUUAAUGAUAAGGUGGUUAACAUAUCGAGUUAUCGAGUGAAACCAGAUGAUAUAAUAAAAAUAAGAGAAAGGGCAGCAAAAAUCCCUGUAGUAGUAGAGGCUGAACAAAAACAAGAGCGCAAGGCUCCGGAUUAUUUAGAGACAGAUAGUAAAGAGCAUUCAGUGAAGUAUUUGAGGUCACCUCAAUAUUCUGAGGUUCCUUAUUCAGCAGACAUGGAAGUCAAUUUAGUAGUAGAGUUUUACUCUAGAUAG